Drosophila guanche is the source of this 4523-nucleotide messenger RNA. RefSeq names its product leucine-rich repeat protein soc-2 homolog (gene Sur-8). The record is from RefSeq and is a predicted model, not a curated record. Gene Ontology annotation, molecular function: protein phosphatase 1 binding. The transcript is spliced from 3 exons. NCBI's taxonomy places the organism in Eukaryota, Metazoa, Arthropoda, Insecta, Diptera, Drosophilidae. Bases 257 to 2170 code for a protein of 637 amino acids.
AAAAAAGAAGAAAAGAAAAAAAAUGGGCAAACAAGCAAAAAGAUGUGUGCAAAUUAAAUCAUAACAAUCUCUCUUGUGCGAGGCUAUGAGCAGAGUGCCAAAUAUUAAGAGAUCAACAAUUCAAUUUCAAUUGAUGGCCCAUUAAGUGAAAUUAGGUAGCGCAACGAAUCCCUCUGGCUGCGGCUGUUGCUGCUGUUGCUUUGGCACACUUCUGGGCAACGCUUUGUCGCCGCCGACCGCAAACCUGGGCAAAAUAAUGAACUUGUGUUCCUCGGGCGCUACGGCAUCGACCACAUCGUUAUCAUCCACGGGGCAGGCGGAGCGGAGCGGCGGCACUGCUGAAGGAGGGGGAGGAGGAGGAGGAGGCAGUGGCAGUGGCGGCGGUGGCGGCAGGAACAGCAACAACGACGGACCCUCAGAGACCCAAACACACUGUUUCGGUAGCAACGGAGGUGGCGGCAGCGGCUCGGAGGAAGCAUUCAGCACCAAUCACAGUCAUCACAGCACAGCCAACGGCAGCGGGGGCAGCAAUCCGGCUAGCAGCAGUAACGGACACAGCCAGCAACACAACGAAAAUAACGCAACUAUGCCGCCCGAGACGCGUCCCAAAAUGGUGACGGUCAAGCAUCCGGAAUCGAACAAGCCCAAGCCCACCACCAAGAAAAGCAAACCCAUCCAGGCGGACCAGGAUGUGAUCAAGGCGCUGCAACGUUGCCGCGAUGAGGGCAUUAAGCGAUUGGAUCUUAGCAAAUCCUCCAUCACGGUCAUACCCAGCACGGUCAAGGAUUGUGUGCACCUCACCGAGCUGUAUCUGUAUAGCAACAAGAUAGGCCAGCUGCCCGCGGAGAUUGGAUGCCUGGUGAACCUGCGGAAUCUGGCACUGAACGAGAACUCGCUGACCUCGCUGCCCGAGUCGCUGCAGAACUGCAAGCAGCUGAAAGUGCUGGAUCUGCGGCACAACAAGCUGGCCGAGAUCCCGCACGUCAUCUAUCGCCUGCGCACGCUCACCACGCUGUAUCUGCGCUUCAAUCGCAUCACCGCAGUGGCCGACGAUCUGCGGCAGUUGGUCAAUCUGACGAUGCUGAGUCUGCGCGAGAACAAGAUCAGGGAGCUGGGCAGUGCCAUCGGGGCGCUGGUGAAUCUGACCACGCUCGAUGUGUCGCACAAUCACUUGGAACACCUGCCGGAGGAUAUUGGGAACUGCGUGAAUCUGAGCGCCCUGGAUCUGCAGCACAAUGAGCUGCUGGACAUACCCGACAGCAUUGGCAAUCUGAAGUCACUGGUGCGGCUGGGGCUGCGCUACAAUCGACUGAGCAGCGUACCGGCCACGCUGAAGAACUGCAAGAGCAUGGACGAGUUCAAUGUGGAGGGUAAUGGAAUGACCCAGCUGCCGGAUGGCAUGCUUGCCAGCCUGAGCGGCCUCACCACCAUCACCCUGUCCCGCAAUCAGUUCACCAGCUACCCCACCGGAGGACCGGCGCAAUUCACGAACGUUUACAGCAUCAAUUUGGAGCACAAUCGCAUCGACAAGAUACCGUACGGCAUAUUCUCGAGAGCCAAGGGCCUGACCAAGCUGAACAUGAAGGAGAAUAUGCUGACAGCCCUGCCGCUGGACAUUGGCACGUGGGUGAACAUGGUCGAGCUGAAUCUGGCCACGAAUGCGCUGCAGAAGCUGCCCGAUGACAUCAUGAACCUGCAGAAUCUGGAGAUACUCAUCCUGUCGAACAACAUGCUCAAGAAGAUACCCAACACGAUUGGAAAUAUGCGCAAGCUGCGCAUCCUCGACCUGGAGGAGAACCGCAUCGAGGUGCUGCCGCACGAGAUUGGCCUGCUGCACGACCUGCAGCGGCUGAUACUGCAGACAAAUCAGAUCACAAUGCUACCGCGCAGCAUUGGGCACUUGAGCAACCUCACACAUUUGUCUGUCAGCGAGAACAACCUGCAGUUUUUGCCCGAGGAGAUUGGGUCGUUGGAGGGACUGGAGAACCUUUAUAUCAAUCAGAAUCCCGGUCUGGAGAAACUCCCUUUUGAGCUGGCCCUCUGCCAGAACCUCAAGUAUCUCAACAUUGACAAGUGCCCGCUGAGCACCAUUCCGCCCGAGAUCCAGGCCGGUGGUCCGUCCUUGGUGCUGCAGUGGCUCAAGAUGCACUCGCCGUAUCGGCAAAUGUGAGAUGUGGACGGCGUCUGGCGCACCGUCUACGUAGGCAGCGACUGCUAUUACCAGUACGAGCUUCAGGCGGUGCAAAAGGCGCCCGGUGAAACAAAGCCGGAAGCGGGCGGUGCCAACGAUCGGCGUUAAUAUGGUCCCCGUUCCCGUACAGGUUCACGUUCUCCUCCGACCCAAGCAUCCCGAGUAAAACCUACUGGAGUGCGUUGGCCGACAAAAUUAUAGCUUUAACGUGUUAUACCAAUGUCCCGCGUAUUGAAAACUGCCCCCGUUUUGCUUUUACCCAUACGUUAGACCCACUCUUAGGUCACAGUUCCCAUGCUGCUUGGACACACCACACAAAUUUUAGGUUCUAAUUUAACUCAUGCUUCCAAGCUAGUCAAAAAAAAUAAUGAAACGAAAUGAAACGAAGUGAAUUUGAAAGCUUUAAACCCUUUUGUUUGAUAUUUGGUCUUUGAGUAAAAAAAAAGCAAAAAGCUAAAUAUAAUGGUAAAAACCAACACAAAACUUCACAGAAUACGCAAGCGCCAAGGAAUUGUUUGAAAAUGAUGAAACAAAACAAAAAAUGAAAUUAAAAAUGAAUAAGAAAUUAUUAAACUUUAUACAUAAAAGUAAGUCGUAGCCGAAAAAAAAUAAACAUUAACUACAAUGAUAAAAUAUUUAUGGACUACAAUACAGAAUAUGUGCUAGGAAUAUAUUAACUAAUGGUAUUUAUGUGUUUGAUUAAAAUAUGACAAACAAACAAAACUUCAUGCUUGCGCAAGAAUUUCAAGAAAUAUUUAAACAUAAAUGUAUACCCUCUAAAAUAUUCUGUAAUUUGUAUAUGUAUGUUUGUGGUAACUAUUUUAAUAUGUGGCGCCAACGAGCAAGCUCCACACAGAUAUAUAUCCACUACAUGUAGACCGACUUGCUGUUGUUGCUUUUUGUAUGUUAGUCUAAACUUAAAAUAACCAAACAACUUAAUAACUAAACCUAUACGUGUUUAAAAAGAUGUUAAACUAGCAAGCAAAACGAAAUCAAUGUUGAAUACUUGUACAUCCUUUGAGUAUAGAUGUGACUGUAAUUCAUGCGUAUGAAUGCCAUAAAGGAUUCAAUGCAUUUAGUUAACAUAACCAAAAAGAAAGCUCUGUGCCACAGGGAGUUUGAACUUUGCACGAGACAAAAAACCGAGCCCCGAAAAUCAAUUUUUAAGUUCAAAAACCAAGUUCUAGUUUUUCACUCGGCAUCUACCGAACCGAUAUCUAAGGGCAUAAAGGUACGAUUAGGUUAGAGCUUCAAGCAGGUGAUCAUUUGUGGACAUUCUUUAUGAUGUAACGGCAAGCAUUAUAUUUAUAUGUAAAUCCUCAUAAUGAGACACCUGUUUGGGAGAGGGCAAGAAAUAUUAAAUGGGAUGGUGUGAAAAUCAGACAAGUGUAAAAGGCAACCAAAAUAUGGUUUUUGAAUAUAAAAAAAAAAGAUUUUGGUGGAAAAUAAUAUCUAAAACGUUUUUUUGUAUCGCAACGAUAUCUGUAUGGCAGGCAAAGAAUUGAAUGCCACAUAAUUGAUAAGCAUAAAAUACAUCCAAAACAUAUAUUCCCCAGAGAUUCAAACUAUGUUCAUUCGUAAAGUAAUCUAAAUGAGUGUUAGGGCAGGAGAAAGCCAUUAAAUACAUUGAAACCCGCUCAAAGCCAACACAAAUCGAUGGAUGAUUUAUAUAUUUUGUAAGACUUGAACUACAUGUCCUGAAACACACACAAUGAAAGAAGAAGUAAGACAUUUUUUGAGCUACGCUCCGCUGCAAUGCAACGCAAAUGGGCUUUAAACUUUUAACAAAUUGUAAAACCAAUACAUCAACGAAACUUUAACUUUAACAACAAUUUACACACAUGCAUACAUACAUAUAUACAUACAUACAUACAUACACGCAUCAUAUGAUCUAUGUACUUUUACACAUCUAUUUUUGAAAAAAAAACAAAUCAAAACUAAACAAAGACAAAUACAAGUGAAUGCAAAAAACACUUGAUAUCUAUACACAUACUCACUCGUAUGUAUUUAUCUCAGUAUUCAAAGGGAUAAGCAUAGUAUGGACAUAUAUUUUUCAAACAAACUGUAUGCGGCAGGGUAAACUAAACUGGCAAACGUAAUUUAAUUACAACAAAUACGAGUUAUAACCAAAAACAAAACGUAUAUUUCCAACGGUACAAAAAUGAAAACGUAAAUGUAACACAAAUACAAAUACAAAAUACAAAUCAAUGUUAAACAAUAUUCGCACUCUGUAAUAAUUACAGAAGAACUUUGCAUAGAACGGAAUACCAAAACGUUUGUCUUUACCUACAAUUUUGUUGUUGUUUUUUUGUUAAAACAACGGAAAAUACAU